AUGCCGCGGCACCUGUUUCCCUUUGCGGUGCUGCCGCUCCUUCUCUGCGCACUGAUGUGCUGCGGCAGCAGUGGGGCUGGGACCAGCGUUGAAGGAGCGCGGAAAGAGUCGAAGGAGGUUGAGCUCUUCAAACAAGGGGAAACUCCAGUGCUUGCCGCUGGGGAAACGGGCGACAAAGACCGUUAUCAAGGUGUCUCCUCAUUCUUCAGCCACUCCCUUCUCGACGUGAAUGGGGUGCUGGUUGCUCUUGCCGUCGGCAAACACAACGGCACUCAGCAAAGCAUGGGUUUUGACACUUGGGCAAAAUCCAAUGCGUACGGAGCAGACGAAAAGUUGAAGGAAGACGCCACAUGGGCGAAACAAGAGUGGAAGACGCAGCGUGUGACAAAACAAGUGGAAGGAGAGGUCUGCUAUAGGACACUGUUUGGCCCGAAGGCGCUGGUGAAGGACAGCAAAAUAUAUCUCCUUGUGUCAAAGACAGUCGCUGCCGACACUUCCUCUUCGCGUGAAGACAACUGGGACCUUGCGCUGAUCGUUGGUGACGUUCCAGGGCCUGUGGCAGAGCAAGGAAGGAAAGCAGUCGCGUGGGGGGAACCCCGAUCGCUGAAGUCGGCGCUUGCCGCAGAAAUGACUGCGCCGCGUCCGUGGGAGGAUCUGGAACCCUCUCGUGGGGCCAGAGGCGUUGCGGUUGGGGCCGCGACGAUUCUCUUCCCUCUUGCGGGAACCACCAACGACGGAACAGGCACACUUGCCUGCACCGUCGUCUACUCCGACGACAAUGGGAGUAGCUGGAAGCUUCAUGCGGCGGGUGCAAUUGCUCAGGGCUGUGAAGCUGCCACGCUUCUCGAGUGGGCGGGAAAACUUUUCAUGGCCACGUUAAACUCUUCUUAUUCGCGGCAUGGCAAGGUGUACGGAUCCAGUGACGAGGGGAAGACGUGGAACGAGGCAGCCGGGCCCUUCGCACGCCUGUUGGGCGACGCAUACGCGUUGUCUAUGAACCACGGUGGUUCCGACCUCAUCAGUGCAACCAUUGAGAAGAGGAGUGUGCUCCUCUACACCACGACUCUGUUAAGUCGUACUGAGCCAGGAGGAACCAGUGGAAGAGGCACGCCACGCAGAGUAAUCCACCUGUGGCUCUCCGACGGUGCUCGGACCCACGAUGUUGGGCCAAUAUCUGCGGAUGAUGCGGGCGCCGCCCUUUUCAGCUCCCUGCUGUACACAAAAGAUGAGUUGUUUGCCCUCUACACGAAGAAAGGUGAUACGUCAGACAUUCUUGUUUUUGCGCGCCUUCCAGAGCAGCUGCAGCGCAUCAAGGCCGUGCUGAAUAAAUGGAAAGAUGUGGACGCCAGAGUUGCAACGCUUUGCAGCUCCGCCGCCACCACCGCUGCUGCCUGCGUCGGUGCUAUGCCAACGGACGGGCUGGUUGGGUUUUUGUCGAACGGCGGCGACAAUACCCACUGGAAGGACGAGUACCUUGGGGUGGGCGCCACGGUGUUGGAAGGAGCAACGAAGGUCGAUGAUGGCUUUGCGCUGGCGGGGCGUGGUGCAUCGAUUGUGUGGCCGGUGGGCGGAGACGAGGAUGGCCCAGGGCACAGUUCCGUGGGCGAAGAGGUGACCCUUGUGGCGACGGUGACCAUCAACGAAGCGCCAAAGGGCGCCACCCCACUGCUGGGCGUGAGGACGAUGAUCACUGGGUCAUAUUUGGGGCUGUGGUACGACGAACACAAGCACUGGAGGACGAAGCUCGGGGCGGGGGCAGAAAAUAAUGCUGAAACAAUUGCGUGGGAGGAGGGGGAGGCAUACCGAGUGGUGCUCACGGUGAAAAAUGGCAGCGGCUCAGCGUACGUCGACGGGCGGCUUGUGGGGAGUUUGAAGAAGCGCCCAGCUACUGUGACUGCCCGGCCUUCGUCUGUUUCUGGCGAACCUCAGCUGGAGAGGCCGUCGGAGAGGGUCUCGCAAAUCUUCUUUGGGGGCUACAGGGGCAGCGAACCAACCUUUGGGGGCCGCGUGACGUUGACGAACGUCUUGCUGUACAACCGCCGCUUCAGCGCCAGUGAGGUUGCCGCACUGAAGAGGGCGGAAGAGCGCAAGUCUUCAGGGGCAGCCGGCGCUCAACACGCAAAGGCUAAAGCAAAGGACAUUUCUGUGCGUGGAUGUGCUUCUGGGGCGCUCUCACUGCUUCCGCUGGGGCUGUGGGGUCUCUCCGCGCUGUGCUGA
Trypanosoma conorhini is the source of this 2217-nucleotide messenger RNA. RefSeq names its product trans-sialidase. The record is from RefSeq and is a predicted model, not a curated record. Gene Ontology annotation, molecular function: exo-alpha-sialidase activity. The coding region runs from base 1 to 2217 and encodes 738 amino acids. The transcript has a single exon. Lineage: Eukaryota; Euglenozoa; Kinetoplastea; Trypanosomatida; Trypanosomatidae.